Molecule: messenger RNA, 3713 nt
Organism: Mytilus trossulus (common blue mussel)
Lineage: Eukaryota; Metazoa; Mollusca; Bivalvia; Mytilida; Mytilidae
Product: vacuolar protein sorting-associated protein 35-like
Exons: 17
Coding region: 101-2500 (799 amino acids)
Biological process (GO): intracellular protein transport; retrograde transport, endosome to Golgi
Cellular component (GO): retromer complex; late endosome; retromer, cargo-selective complex
Source: RefSeq, a predicted model, not a curated record
AUUAAGUGAUCACAUGACCACAAAAUGGUGGGUGGUUUUUAGACGGAAGUCGAUAAAGUUUAUGUUAAUUUUGUUUUUAAUUUUGGAGCACAUCUGAUAAAUGAAAAUGCCAACCCAACAGUUAUCACCCCAAGAGGAACAAGAGAAGUUGUUGGAAGAAGCUGUUAACAUUGUAAAGAAUCAGUCAUUUCAGAUGAAAAGGUGUCUGGACAAAGGAAAAUUAAUGGAUGGUUUAAAACAUGCAUCAACUAUGUUAGGAGAACUUAGAACUUCUAUGCUGACACCAAAAAACUACUAUGAAUUGUAUAUGGCCAUUUCGGAUGAACUGAGACACUUAGAACUUUAUUUAGUGGAUGAAUUUCAAAAGGGAAGAAAAGUGGCAGAUUUAUAUGAAUUGGUGCAGUAUGCUGGAAAUAUUGUUCCCAGAUUAUAUUUGUUAAUAACAGUUGGAGUUGUAUACAUUAAAUCCAAUGAAUUAUCAAGAAAAGACAUUUUAAAAGAUCUGGUUGAAAUGUGUCGUGGUGUGCAACACCCUCUAAGAGGCCUCUUUCUCAGAAAUUAUUUAUUACAGUGCACAAAAAAUGUCUUACCUGAUGUUGAGGAAGAAUCAGCAGGAAAAGAUAAUGAAACAGGUACAGUUAUGGAUUCUAUAGACUUCAUAUUGCUGAAUUUCUCUGAGAUGAACAAACUUUGGGUCCGUAUGCAACAUCAAGGUCAUUCAAGGGACAAGGUCAAAAGAGAACAAGAAAGACGUGAGCUUAGAAUCUUAGUAGGAACAAACUUGGUCAGACUUAGUCAACUUGAGUGCAUUGAUAUGGAUAAAUACAAAAAGGUUGUAUUACCUGGUGUAUUAGAACAAGCUGUGAGCUGUAGAGAUCCAAUAGCCCAGGAAUAUCUUAUGGAAUGUAUUAUACAGGUAUUUCCAGAUGACUUCCACCUACAGACCUUAAAUUCAUUCUUACGAGCAUGUGCAGAAUUACACGAAAGUGUCAACGUGAAAAAUAUCAUUAUAUCUCUUAUUGACAGGUUAGCACAGUUUGCACAGAAUGAGGAAGGAACUGGUAUUCCCCCAGAAAUACAAUUGUUUGAUAUAUUUUCUCAACAGAUUGCACAAGUUAUACAGAAUAGACCUGAUAUGCCACCAGAAGAUAUUGUGUCUUUACAAGUAGCUCUGAUCAACUUAGCUCUGAAGUGUUACCCUGAUAAAGUGGAAUAUGUAGAUAAAGUCUUAGAAACUACAGAGGAAAUAUUUAACAGAUUAAAUCUUGAUCAUUUAGAGCAUGGUAGUCCUGUAUCUAAGGAGUUAAUCAGACUGAUGAAGAUUCCAGUGGAUACCUAUAACAAUAUACUAACAGUUUUACAGCUACAACAUUUUGGACCAAUGUUUGAGUACUUUGACUACCAGAGCAGGAAGAUCAUGAGUUGUUACAUUAUAAAUAAUGCUUUGGAAAAUGAAACUCUCAUACCAAGCCAAGAACAGGUUGAUUCAAUCUUAGGAAUUGUAAGUGUUCUAGUCCAGGACCAAUCAGAUCAACCAGAGGAAGCAGAUGACCCAGAAGAUUUUGCUGAAGAACAGGGAAUCAUGGGCAGAUUUAUUCACUUGUUAGAAGCAGAAGAUCUGAAUCAGCAAUAUCUAAUUUUAAAUACAGCAAGGAAACAUUUUGGUAAUGGUGGAGACAAGAGAAUAAAGUUUACAUUACCUCCCAUAGUAUUUUCUGCAUACAGACUUUCUACAAAAUACAGGGAAAUUCAAGAAGAGGAUGAAAAUUGGGAAAAGAAAUGUCAGAAAAUAUUUUCCUUUUGUCACCAAACCAUAGGAGCUCUGAUAAAAGCAGAAAUGGCUGAGAUUCCAUUACGACUUUAUUUACAAGGUGCCAUGGCAGCUGGACAAGUAGCUUUUGAAAAUCAUGAAACUGUCGCUUAUGAAUUUAUGUCACAGGCUUUCUCUUUAUAUGAAGAUGAAAUAAGUGAUAGUAAAGCACAGUUAGCAGCUAUUUCAUUAAUAAUAGGAACUUUAGAACAAAUGUCAUGUUUUGGUGAGGAGAACCAUGAACCACUGCGGACCCAGUGUGCUCUUGCUGCGUCUAAACUUCUAAAGAAACCAGACCAAUGUAGGGGUGUGUCAACGUGUUCACAUUUGUUCUGGUCAGGGGAGUCUGCUGCAUCAGAAGGGGAGAUGAAGGAUGGCAAACGUGUGACAGAUUGUUUAAAGAAAGGUGUUAAGAUAGCUAACCAGUGUAUGGAUAGCUCUGUACAAGUUCAACUAUUUGUGGAAUUACUCAAUCAUUAUAUAUACUACUAUGAAAAAGGCUGUGAUCAGGUGACAGUUCAAGUAUUAAACCAGUUGAUAACUAAGAUAAAAGAGACAUUACCUAGUUUAGAAGCCAACGAAGAAACAGAACAAAUAAAUAAACAUUUCCAAAAUACGUGCGACCAUUUACGUCUGAAGAAAGAUAAUCCAGAAAGUGAAGGAGUAUCAUAUGAGUCAUUAUCAGUUUAACAGACAUUUUUGUUUUUUGAGGGGAAAUCAUACUUAGUUGUUAAUCUGUCUUUGGCUAAAUAAUUGAAUACUUAGGUUCAGAAUUUAUUAGAUGUAUUUAUUGUUGCAAUUUUUAAAGAAAGGACAAAUAUGCAAAAUUUGUUCAUACUGUCAUUUCAGAAAAAUAUGCAUACAGAUUUAUGUAUCUGAUGUCAAAAUGUGCGUCCUUAUAUAUUAUUGUCACAUUCACCAAUUGUAUUAUUCGUAAUAGUAUAUGAAUUUACAGUCAUGCUUAGACACUCAUACACACUUUGGUACAAGAAAAGAACAAGGACCUAUGAAGUUAGCAUGAUAAGGGGGAGGGAAGCAAGCUUGAGAUGUGGCAUGAUUAACUUUGAUUUUGUUGGAAGAUAAACAGAUAUGUGUUACCAGUAAACCAGCACAUUGUGUCAUGACCUCAUGUUACAAAAAUCUUACAGUCAUUUGAGCUCUAAGAUUUAAUGUUUUUGCACAACAUGAGUCAAUUUUUUUUAUAUAUAAAUUAAAAAGCAUUGUUUUGGUUAACAAUCAGGAAACGUUUUGAAUUUGAACAAAAUCAUGUGGAAAAUGGCUUAUCCUUUUUUUAAGUGAAAGUUUUAUUUAUCUCUUUCUUAUAUUUCUUAUCUGAAUAUUUGUGAAAACUGUCUUUAUGUUUUUGAUAAACUGCUUUGAUUUACUGUAAAUUAAGAAUUUAUAUGUUCUAGUAUUUUUGAGGGGCAUUUGUUGUCAACAAAUUUCAAUUGUGUAACUAUGAAACAGAUUUUGAACUUUUUAUGCCACUGAGUUUAUUUAUUUUUCGUAAUAAGGAACACUUGCAAAUUCAUUAAUAAUAAAUUUAGUGGUUUUGCCAAAUUCUGCAAACAUUUCAAUAGAAUAUUUGUAAUUGAUGAACAUUUAAAUUUGUGUCUCCUCUAUACCUUUGAAAUCCAUGAAGUUGGAAUCUUAUGAAUAAUUAAAAAUCUACAGUAUUUAUACUUUGUUGCAGUGUAAAGAAUUACAGCAAAUGUUAGUGUGCAUUGUAGUGUUUAUUGAAAAUAUGAAUAUGGAUUAAAACGUAUUUGUUGCAGGUUCCUGCAAUUGAAAUAUAGACACUGUAAUACAUAUUUUCUUUAGUUACAAAACUUGAGUAUAUUUUCCUUUGUCUGUUUUAGCUGUUACUGUUGUCUGUGUAUACAGAGUAAAACAUUUAUAGAUA